UACGAUAACAUUGUAAUUGUAUACAAUAAAAAUAAUAGGAAAAAAAUAAUAAGCACCGACUUGCUGCUGCUGCUGAUAACAAAAGCCGACGACGACGUAACCCGUCCGUCGUCUCCAAUAGCUCCUCCCAAAUGUCAAAUCUGGCCAAAAUUCUCUGUCGACGAACCCUCAGUUACCGCCAGAUGAGCACAACCUACUCCAGAAUGCAGUCAAAUGCAGCAGCCGCAUCAGCUGGAGGAUCGGCUAUUAUAGCCGUUGGCCAAAUGAGAGCAACCAAUAACAAACUGGAGAAUCUUUGCCAAGUGGAAGAAUUAAUAACCAGGGCCAAGGCAAAGCAGGCGAAAAUACUUUUCUUACCGGAAUGCUGUGACUUUGUGGGCGAGAAUCGUGGCCAGACUUUGGACCUCUCCGAAACCCUUGAUGGCCAGCUGAUGAAUAAAUACAAACGAUUGGCCAAAGAUCAAGGGAUAUGGCUCUCAUUGGGCGGCAUACACGAAUUGAAAGAAGAGCCGGCGGAUGGGAAACGUAAAAUAUACAAUGCCCAUGUCCUGGUCAAUGAUCAAGGCGAAUUGGCUGCAGUUUAUCGCAAGAUGCAUCUAUUCGAUGCCACAACCAAGGAGAUCAGACUCCGUGAAUCUGAUACAGUGGCGCCGGGUGAACGUCUGGAGCGACCGGUGCAGACGCCGGCGGGUAAUAUUGGUCUACAAAUAUGCUAUGAUCUACGUUUCGCAGAGCCGGCCAUAUUGCUAAGAAAACUGGGUGCUCAAAUGCUAACAUAUCCGGCUGCCUUCACCUAUGCCACGGGCAAGGCCCAUUGGGAGAUUUUGUUACGAGCUCGAGCCAUUGAGACGCAAUGCUUUGUGGUGGCUGCGGCCCAACAAGGUUGGCACAAUCAGAAACGUCAGAGUUGGGGUCACAGUAUGAUCAUCUCGCCGUGGGGUAAAGUCCUGGCCGAUUGCGGUGGCGAGGAGCCGCUGGCCAUAGCUACUGCCGAGGUGAAUCUAAAUGAAUUGCCCGCGCUGUAUGAGGCCAUGCCAUGUUUUGAGCAUCGUCGCAAUGAUCUCUAUAGCCUAACAGCCUACAAUCUGAGUGAUACGGAAGCUGGUGAAGAUCGAGCAUUUGCCGACAACACGGUGGACAAGCGCACCAUAUUCUAUGAGUCCGAACAUUGUUAUGCCUUCACCAAUCUACGCUGUGUGGUCGAGGGUCAUGUGCUGGUCUCCACUAAGCGGGUCACGCCUCGUCUUUGCGGCUUGAACUGUGCCGAAAUGACGGAUCUAUUUGCAACCGUUUGCAUGAUUCAGCGACUCCUGGAGAAGAUCUAUAAGACCACUUCGGCAACGGUAACAGUGCAGGAUGGUGCCCAGGCGGGUCAGACAGUGCCGCAUGUCCAUUUCCAUGUGAUGCCAAGACGUAAUGGUGACUUUGGUCACAAUGAUCAGAUCUAUGUGAAAUUGGAUGAACGUGCUGAGAAUAAGCCACCGCGUACAUUGCAGGAAAGAAUCGAUGAGGCGCAAAUGUAUCGUCAGCAUCUAAAAGAACUACAGAGCUAGCCAUAACUCUUCUACUAUCCCCCAUCUCCUAAUCUUCCAUAUGUUUAAAUAACAAUAAUAAAACGAAAAGGAAUAUUUGUUACUCCUUA
Drosophila willistoni is the source of this 1642-nucleotide messenger RNA. It is a transcript of the gene NitFhit, whose product is annotated as nitrilase and fragile histidine triad fusion protein NitFhit. The record is from RefSeq and is a predicted model, not a curated record. The transcript has a single exon. Lineage: Eukaryota; Metazoa; Arthropoda; Insecta; Diptera; Drosophilidae. Gene Ontology annotation, molecular function: hydrolase activity, acting on carbon-nitrogen (but not peptide) bonds, in linear amides; bis(5'-adenosyl)-triphosphatase activity. The coding region runs from base 132 to 1553 and encodes 473 amino acids. Gene Ontology annotation, biological process: nucleobase-containing compound metabolic process.